Messenger RNA from Tilletiaria anomala UBC 951, 1003 nucleotides. Its product is annotated as ras-domain-containing protein. The coding region runs from base 88 to 867 and encodes 259 amino acids. NCBI's taxonomy places the organism in Eukaryota, Fungi, Basidiomycota, Exobasidiomycetes, Georgefischeriales, Tilletiariaceae. Gene Ontology annotation, molecular function: GTP binding; GTPase activity. The record is from RefSeq and is a predicted model, not a curated record. The transcript has 3 exons. Gene Ontology annotation, biological process: small GTPase-mediated signal transduction.
GAUUCAAGUGUACAAUUGGCUUUCAGGCAAAGGGAGAUCAUACUACCCUGACGAUCGAUCGUCGCCAUCGUCCUUCGGCGAGCUGCUAUGCCACCUCAACCUGUACGACGCAAGACGGUUAUCGUCGGCGACGGUGCCUGCGGCAAGACAUCGCUUCUAUGCGUCUUUGCGCUUGGGGAAUUUCCACAGGAGUAUCAGCCGACCAUAUUUGAAAAUUAUGUUGCAGAAAUCCGCUUAGACGGAAAGCCGGUCCUGCUCGCGCUCUGGGACACAGCAGGGCAAGAGGAGUACGAGCGCUUGCGUCCUCUGAGCUACUCACAUGCGCACGUCAUCUUGAUCGCAUUCAGCAUCGACACGCCAGAUAGUUUGGAGAAUGUGCGCUACAAGUGGAACGAAGAGGUGCGACAGAUUUGUGGAAGGCAAAUCCCCGUCAUUCUCGUCGGCUGCAAGCGGGAUCUUCGGGAUGACGCCGAGGCCAAGGCCAAGGCGGCAGUGGUGGCAGAUUCUUUACAAUCAAAUGGAGCAGGCGCGCCGCCGGACUUGGAUUGGCAAAAGAAUUUUGUCUCAAAACGACAGGGAGUCGAGAUGGCAAACUCGAUAGGCGCACGUGUGUACCUCGAGACAUCUGCUCUCAAAAACGAUGGUGUUGAUGCGGUCUUCGAAGCAGCCACUCGCGCAGCGAUGCUCGUACGCGACUCAGAGGCCAGCACAGGUGGCGGAGGCAGAGUUCGAGAUGCGGACGGCGGCAUGGGGGGCCUGAGUGCAGGAGGUACAGGCGGCGAAAAGCACCGAACAGGCGGGGAUCCCCGUGGCGGAAGACGGAAAGGGCACGAUGAUGUAGGCGGGUGUAGAUGCGUCAUCUUGUAGGAUUCGCUCUUCGGAACGGAAAGACCUCCACAGCUCACUGGCAGAAACCACUCGCUCUUCUCUUUGCAAUAUUCUAAACCAUCGCGCCACCUGCUCACCCGUUUCAAUCCCAUCGAUUCAUCCAACAAGCGACUGC